Messenger RNA from Aspergillus tanneri, 378 nucleotides. RefSeq lists its product as uncharacterized. The record is from RefSeq and is a predicted model, not a curated record. The transcript has 2 exons. Lineage: Eukaryota; Fungi; Ascomycota; Eurotiomycetes; Eurotiales; Aspergillaceae. The coding region runs from base 1 to 378 and encodes 125 amino acids.
AUGGCUGCGUUCCUCCAUUCGCCGACUGUUCCAACCAUUCCAGCCAACAAUCCUACACUGUCUGAGCCUACAGAUGCAGGAGACGGGUAUCGGUGGCUGCUGACACCAGUAGAACGCUCUCGUGUUGCAUCAAUGCUUCACUGCGAUGUUUCUGAGAUUUCUCUCGACUCGAUUGUAAUGAGACAGAAUCGUGAAGUCUGUAAUGGCUGUGGAAAAUACGUUGGUCUAGAUGACUUCGUUUACAAUGCAAAACGAUUGGGUGUUCAUUCACCAGCUUUUAUGAUAGAUAUUCUCAGAGAAUGUGGGGAGAGGAAUUCCGAUGAACUGGAAUGCUCAGAGUGUGGUACCAUGUAUGAAACACGUUACGAGUAUGUCUAA